Molecule: messenger RNA, 570 nt
Organism: Ipomoea nil (Japanese morning glory)
Lineage: Eukaryota; Viridiplantae; Streptophyta; Magnoliopsida; Solanales; Convolvulaceae
Product: pectin acetylesterase 8-like
Exons: 7
Coding region: 1-570 (189 amino acids)
Biological process (GO): cell wall organization
Cellular component (GO): plant-type cell wall
Molecular function (GO): pectin acetylesterase activity
Source: RefSeq, a predicted model, not a curated record
AUGGAUCGUCGUUUACAUGAGAUGUUGAAGCACCUGACACAGGAAAACCUAUUGGGGAGCAAACAAUUUGAGCCGACAUUUGAUGCAUUGAUUGAUUUACGUGGAUCAGUUGCAAUGCUACCUCCACUGUGCACUUCAAUAAUGAGGCCGAGUCUUUGCUUGUUCCCGCAAUAUCUAUUGUUGUUUGUGAAGACACCCGUUUUCAUUGCUAUGUCAGCAUUUGACGAAAUCCAGAUAAGGUUGAACUUAUUUCGUGAGGAUGAAGUGUGCUUGGUAAGUCAAAACUGCACCGAUGACCGGAAGGAGGCAAUGCAAGAAUUGAGAUGGGAUGUAUUAGCUGCACUGCCGAAAGCUCUUCCAUUAUUUAGGGGCAUGUGGAUUACAAGUUGUAUCGCGCAUGAUUGUGCGAUAUUUCUUAAUACCUUUGCUGAGGUAUUUCAUGAUUGGUACUAUGACUGCGAUUACUUGCAAGUUAUCGAUACAUCUAUGGAGCCAAGAGAUUGCUCUGCAUAUAAAAUAUAUCCUCAAGCACUGAAUUGUUGUGAUAAAGUUAGAUGUUGGCAGGCUUGA